Molecule: messenger RNA, 753 nt
Organism: Echinostoma caproni
Lineage: Eukaryota; Metazoa; Platyhelminthes; Trematoda; Plagiorchiida; Echinostomatidae
Source: the annotation of a GenBank genome assembly
AUGGCCGUUACUCUACCAGAUAGCUGCGAGUAUGGGUCACCCAAGUUUUACUCCUAUUGUGCUUUGGGUGGUGUCCUGAGCUGUGGAACGACGCAUACUGCUAUCGUGCCCCUAGAUCUAGUGAAGUGUAGAAUCCAGGUCGAUCGCGCCAAGUAUAAGAACAUCGUCAAUGGCUUCCGGGUUACCCUUGCCGAGGAUGGCGUGCGUGGCUUGGGACGCGGUUGGGCUCCGACAUGUAUAGGGUACUCACUUCAAGGUCUCGGGAAGUUUGGGUUCUAUGAAGUGUUCAAGCAUUUAUACAAUGGAAUGCUGUCAGAGGAAAACGCCUAUUUGUGGCGGACUUCUGUGUACCUCGCCGCUAGUGCAAGUGCGGAAUUUUUCGCGGAUAUAAUGCUUUGUCCGAUGGAGGCUGUUAAAGUACGAAUACAAACAAUGCCUGGAUGGGCAAAUACAUUGCGCGAGGGUGUUCCAAAAAUGAUCCGCGACGAAGGCUUAAUGGGAUUCUACAAAGGUAUUGUACCUUUGUGGGGUCGGCAGAUUCCGUAUACGAUGAUGAAGUUCGCUUGCUUUGAACGAACAGUCGAGGCCUUGUAUAAAUACGUUGUGCCCAAACCCCGUGAUCAGUGCUCCAAAGCUGGCGUUUUCUGUUGUAUUGUGUCUCACCCACCGGACACAAUCGUUUCGAAGUUGAAUAAGGAUCCGAAUGCGCGUCUGGUUGAGGUUGCGAAGAAUCUUGGACUUAUAGGUGAGUAG